Molecule: messenger RNA, 2862 nt
Organism: Pseudomassariella vexata
Lineage: Eukaryota; Fungi; Ascomycota; Sordariomycetes; Amphisphaeriales; Pseudomassariaceae
Exons: 1
Coding region: 1-2862 (953 amino acids)
Molecular function (GO): protein binding; protein-containing complex binding
Source: RefSeq, a predicted model, not a curated record
AUGAGACGGAGCAGGGGGCCGCCAUCGCCCUACAGGGCUUUGGCUCACCAUCCAGCUAAUGGCCAGAUGCCCGACACCGUAUCUCUGCUCAGGUCGUUCAAUGUCGAGACGAAUCCAACGCGGCCCAUGCGCCCAUCGCCUCUGACGGCAUCUACUAUACCUGACAUGCCAUUAGAUCUGUUGGACCGUAUGAGAACCUUCCCGCUGUUUAUGUCAGCCCCUGAGGACUUCCUCGUGGCCAUUGGCAAGCACUUGAGACCCCAGGUUCACUCGGCUCACGAUUUGAUUUUGACCGAGGGCGAUGAAGCAAAGGCCAUGUAUUGGCUGGUCCGCGGGGUUGUCGCUGUUACAUCCCGCGACGGAGAAGCUGUGUACGCUGAGCUCAAGCCUGGAUCUUUUUUUGGUGAAAUUGGAGUGCUGAUGAAUAUGCCUCGAACUGCCACCAUUAUUGCGCGCAGCAAAUGUCUUUUGCUUUCGCUCAAAAAGGAGGAUCUUCAGCUAGAACUUCCCCAAUUUUCCGACAUGGAAAAGACGAUACGGCACGAAGCGCAUGAACGCCUGACGAUAUUGAAUAAGAAACGGCAAGAAAUCGGACAUGGUCUCAAGGCGGCCAAGGGGUCAACAAUAUCCCGUGAGGCGGCUCCGGGUGAGGUGUCGACUGGCGAGAUGGGUGUUAUUAAGGAAGGUUCGGUUGUGAACAACAAGAAGAGGAAAUCUCCCAGCCCAGGAGUUAUCGAAGAUCCCGUAGCUGGGAGCGCCCUGGGCAGCGGUUUUGUGAAUGUGCGGCAAACACUCCGAGAGCUUCCUCUCUUCUCGGCACUCCCUCCAGACAUCCUUCACUUCCUCGGUAUGAACGCGCAACCGAAAACAUACACUCCCUUUACCGACAUUAUCAGCCAGGGAACUCCAGGUGUUGACAUAUACUUUAUUGUGCGCGGCGAAGCUGAGGUGAUACACGACCUGCCUAAAGGACAGCCAGAAAAGCGAAUGACGCGUUCAUCGUACAUAAGACCCCGGCUGCGACAGGGCCAGUAUUUUGGCGAAGUGGCCAGCUUGGGCUUGUCCCGUGGGCGAACUGCGACGGUGAGAUCAAUCACAACCGUCGAGUGCCUCGUGGUAUCUGGCGAGGUAUUGGAGGAACUGUGGAGGAAGUCGCCGCCCGCAAUCAGGAAGGAAAUCGAAGACACGGCAAGAACUAGAAUCAAGCCGGAAGAUGAAGAUGUGCAGAUGACAAAUGUAGGGAGCUCUGAAUCGUCCUCAACCCCAGUCAACGGCAGCCCGCAAGUCAUCUUUACCACGCCCUCAAAAUCCGCAUCACCUGUAAAAGACGAAUCGGAUCAGUUGAAGCCCAAAGAUCCGGACCCUUACCUCAGCGUCGACAUGGAAAAUUUACGCAGACGUCGAGGGUCCCUUGCCCCGCCAGCAGUUACCUCUGAGGCUUCCAGCGCGCCUACCGCGAAUGACCUUCGGCACCGCAUGAUUGUUGACACCUCUGCACCCGUCAAGUUCGCAAUUCCCUCCACGUCUCCUAACUCUGAAGGUCCGUCUAAAAAGGCUAGGAUACUUCCCAGGCGGCCGGCGCGAGCUCACCCAGCUGCCUUGCCUGACGACAUACUUGUCUCGAUUUUCCAAUGGCUCGAUCUCGUCGAGCUCCUCCGUCUCAGACGAGUAUCGAUACACUGGCGCAAACUUUUGGCAACGUCCCCCAAACUGUGCACGGAUGUUGAUCUUACUCCUCAUAAUCGCACGUUGACGGACAAGGUCCUGGUAACAAUCAUUGCCCCCUUUAUCGGCCCGCGCCUUCUCUCUGUUGACAUUAGUAAUUGCUUCCACGUUACUGAUGAAGGCUUCUCCACGCUCUGGAAGGUGUGCGGCAAGAACGUCAAGUCAUGGAAGAUGAAGUCGGUAUGGGACGUCUCGGCUAACCAAAUUUUGGAAAUGAGCGAACAUGCCAAAGAUCUCGAGGAGGUAGACUGGAGCAAUUGCCGUAAAGUUGGCGAUAACCUGCUCGCCCGCGUCGUGGGUUGGGUUGUACCCAAGCACGCCCCGCAGACCGCCAAACAAGUUGUCAUCUCUAAUUCGCGCGUCAAAGGCCAGAAACCACAGACACAGACGGUGACGUUACCGCCUGCUGGUACUGUCGUCGGCUGUCCGAAACUCAAGCGACUCAACCUAUCCUACUGCAAACACAUCACCGAUCGCUCCAUGGCCCAUCUGGCUGCGCAUGCUUCGAACCGACUCGAGAUGCUCUCUUUGACCCGCUGUACAUCCAUUACAGAUGCUGGCUUCCAAUCCUGGACCCAGUUUCGCUUCCACAAUCUUACACAUCUGUGCCUGGCUGACUGUACAUACCUCUCGGACAACGCCAUUGUCGCGCUCGUCAACGCCGCUAAAUCGCUUACUCAUCUCGACCUUUCCUUCUGUUGCGCGCUCUCUGACACUGCUACCGAAGUCGUCGCGCUCGGCCUACCGCAGCUACAGGAACUCAAGAUGGCUUUCUGCGGCAGCGCAGUCAGCGACAACAGCCUGGCCUGUAUCGCGCUCCAUCUUAACGAUCUCGAACGCUUGAGCGUCAGGGGCUGCGUCAGAGUCACGGCUGUGGGCAUGGAGAACAUACUGGACGGGUGUUCGCGGCUCGUCUGGACCGAUGUCAGCCAGUGUCGGAAUAUCGAAGGCUGGGUCAACGCCGGAGGCGUGCAGAAGUGGGGGUACGAUGAGCGCGCAUAUAGGGAUGGAAUGAGACCGGGCUUGAGUCCUGCGAUGAGUAGGGGGAGCAUGUUGCCGCCGAGGGCGUCGAGGAGUCGCAGGGCGAGGAAACCGGUGGCGUUUGUGGUCGAGAAGGGGCCUGGGGGUCUUCGCUGA